Vigna radiata var. radiata (mung bean) is the source of this 1660-nucleotide messenger RNA. RefSeq names its product probable folate-biopterin transporter 7. Lineage: Eukaryota; Viridiplantae; Streptophyta; Magnoliopsida; Fabales; Fabaceae. The record is from RefSeq and is a predicted model, not a curated record. The transcript has 2 exons. Bases 128 to 1441 code for a protein of 437 amino acids.
UUCCUUAAAAAGCUCAAACCUCUUUGAAACAACAAUUCCUUAGAUAAAGUUAAAUCUCUAUUUAGUCUUACACACUUCUCUUUCUCUCUCUCUUGAUUUCCUUAAGGGUUACGGAAGUGAAAUAAAAAUGGUAACUUCAGAUGGUGGCGGUGGUGGGAAAUUGAGGAAAGUUCUGGGUUUGGGAUACUGGGUGCAAGGAUUCAGGUGUUUUCCAUGGUUGGUUGUGAGUUUCUACCUCAAAGAUGGUCUUAAUGUGGACCCUUCCACUCUUCAAAUUCUCCAGAAUUCUGCUAAUCUUCCCAUGGUUGGGAAGCCCCUCUAUGGCCUCGUUUCAGACUCUGUCUACAUCUCUGGCCAGCACCGAGUUCCCUACAUCGCCUUUGGAGCUUUCUUGCAGGCACUGUCAUGGAUAAUCAUAGCAAUCUCUCCAUCAAACAUUUCUAUUUUCACUAUCUCCAUAUACCUCCUCCUUAGUAACCUAGGUGCUUCGAUAGCUGAGGUUGCAAAUGAUGCCAUUGUUGCAGAGAUGGCUAAACAGAGUCCUUCCUCAACCAAGCACAGGCAACCAUCCUCCUCAGGCAACCUCCAAUCCUUUGUUUGGAUAGCUGGCUCUGCAGGAGGAGUUCUUGGUAAUCUUCUAGGCGGCAUUUUUAUUGGGCGGUUCCAACCACAAACCAUGUUUCUAUACUUUGGUCUCCUCCUUGCUCUCCAAUUUUUGAUAACCAUUUCAGUUCCUGAGAGUUCUCUUGGGCUCCCAAAGAGUCCAUCUGUUGGGAUAAGAAAUCAACUUUCGCAGCUAUUGGUUGCUUUAAGAAAGCCUGAAAUUGCAUACUCAAUAUCAUGGUUUACAGCAUCUUAUGCCAUUAUUCCUGCCCUUACAGGCACCAUGUUCUUUUACCAGACACAGCAUUUGAAAAUAAACUCAUCAGUAUUGGGCAUCUCCAAGGUGUUUGGCCAGGCAACAAUGCUCCUGUGGGGAAUCAUAUACAACCAAUACUUCAAAUCUGUCCCACCAAGGAAACUGAUAUCAGCCAUUCAAGCUACGAUGGCAUUCUUCAUGAUUUCAGAUUUCUUGUUUGUGCGAGGCUUUUAUAGGCAAAUGGGUGUGCCAGACUCACUGUACGUGGUGAUUUUCUCAGGAUUCUUGGAGGUUCUGUUUUUCUUCAAGAUUCUCCCAUUCAGUGUUCUAAUAGCACAGAUGUGUCCACCAGGAUGUGAGGGGUCUAUAAUGGCCUUUCUUAUGUCUUCCGUAGCACUGGCAUUCAUUGUGAGUGGAUACCUUGGUGUUGCACUUGCAUCGUAUAUUAAGAUAACAGGAAGUGACUUUUCAGGCUUUCCACAUGCACUUCUGAUACAAGCUGCAUGCACUCUGGUGCCAACUUUUUGGUCAUCGUGCAUACCUGAUAAGGUAGAAUCAAAAGCCAAGCGAAAAGACUCGUAAAGUUAAUAUCUUUCAUGGAAAAAGUGGAAGGUGCUGAAGUGAUUGAUUCUUUUCUUUUCAUUGCUUCAUGCAUCAGCCGGCACAUACGAGAUAUAUAUCAGUUGGUAUUCUAGAUUUUUUAUACAAUACGUUUAAAAGUGAUAGGGUGUAAAGGUGUAGUAUGACCACAUACUGAUCAUGUUCUUCCAAGUACUUUUUUGUCUUUGUCUUUUGAUUGAA